Messenger RNA from Guyanagaster necrorhizus, 654 nucleotides. RefSeq lists its product as uncharacterized. The transcript is spliced from 4 exons. Bases 1 to 576 code for a protein of 191 amino acids. Lineage: Eukaryota; Fungi; Basidiomycota; Agaricomycetes; Agaricales; Physalacriaceae. The record is from RefSeq and is a predicted model, not a curated record.
AUGAAAUUCGAAAUAUCUUCCCAGCCGUGCGUACCUAUAUUCCCGCCACCAAAGGUACGGGACCGAUCCAAUACCGCAAACCUUAACUCUAUCCCAUCACGGAUGGGCUGGUUCCUGUUGGUUCGUCCCAUCACGUCCCAGUCACGUUGGUACAUUGAUCCGACUCGGGACGGUGUGGCGAGUAGUUGUUCUAAUGCAUACGGUUUCACUUGCCUGAGUCACCUUUCCUUCGUUCUCGAUCCACACAUCGAAGCUGUAGCUGCGGACCUGUCCAGAAACAAUUAUUCCCAUACAGGACUGAUUGACGCUUCUCCUGAUCUACAGCCUCGGGCAAUAUUCUCAUCACGGAUACGAAGCGGAAGUUGCAGAGGCAACCUGUUCCCAUUGUAUUCUCCGUCUACAUCGGUUGCAUCCGAGGUUGAAUUAUUUAUUCAUCCGACCAAGCAUGAACGGAGGUGUCCGAAACUGGUUCUUCAUGUCGUAUUAUCGGGUUGUCCAUUCGAUGAGAAAGGCGUCGUCAUUAGAUCACUGGCUACCCCGGGCCAAGUACCUAGACCUUUGAAAGACUUGGUUUAGAACAUGGGAUAGAGAAGGAUGGAGACACCAUGACCCACCAUGAUCCGUACAUAUGACCAGUGUGGGCCACAUGUAUUU